AUGUCUUUUCAUACACAGAAGCUUGUCCCUUGCUCUGAGCAGACCUCUUCAAGUUGUCGACACUCUGAUAUAUUCGAUUCAUUUCAGUCCCUGAAACUUAAACCCUCUCCCCAGCCAAAAGUUUCGCCAGCCAUGAGCAGCUUACAAGGAUAUUAUGGUCUUAAACAGCUAGAUCAGAAAGCUGCAUCAGAAGGAUUUGAAAUGGCAGUGUAUAGUAAGGCAGGAUCACAUUAUUUAGAAGAUGGCCCAUUUUACAAAUCCUCUCCUCUUUCAAAUCCACCACAUAGUCUUCAGAGAAAAUAUAAAAGUGUAGCUAAUGGUUUUAUGUCAAAGAAUGGAGUUCCGGCAAAUCAUCUAUCAACACAGGACACCAGAGACAAUGGUUCGGAUAGAUGGUUUGAGAAAUUAGUGAGAAUGCGUCAAAAGUCAGAGACUCAUUUCACGCGUACUCCAGAAAUGUUGUUGAAGGAAGAUGACUCAAUGCAACUCAAAUAA
This is a messenger RNA of Solanum tuberosum (potato), 495 nucleotides long. RefSeq lists its product as uncharacterized. The transcript has 2 exons. The coding region runs from base 1 to 495 and encodes 164 amino acids. Lineage: Eukaryota; Viridiplantae; Streptophyta; Magnoliopsida; Solanales; Solanaceae. The record is from RefSeq and is a predicted model, not a curated record.